Molecule: messenger RNA, 4525 nt
Organism: Vespa velutina
Lineage: Eukaryota; Metazoa; Arthropoda; Insecta; Hymenoptera; Vespidae
Exons: 1
Coding region: 1-1374 (457 amino acids)
Source: RefSeq, a predicted model, not a curated record
AUGAUGCAACAAAACAGUCAAGUUCCAGAAAAAACCAAAAAUGUGCAAAAACUCGAACAUGUGGGAAGUAAGGGUAGAACGUCAAAAGCAUCAAUGAAAACGAUAAAUGCUACGGUAGGAAAUAAGGAUUCGUUAUUAAGUACCAUUACCACAACGCCGGACGUUGCUGUUGCCGCUACUAGAAUGAGCUCUUCGAUGAAGAAAAACAACGAUAAUAAAGACAAUUUAAAAUCAAAUGAUAAACCAUUGACCAAAAGUUCGUCGUCGAUCGCCGUUACGAAUCAGACAAGUACUACGUUUGGUAGCGUGCGAGGUGUUAAUAGCUGCGUCGGUAAAGUGACCCACGAAAGUAGUGCAAAAGUAAAGGAUUAUUCUGUAAAAAAGUUUUCUAACGAAAUCGAUUCGAAAUUAAGUAAUUAUCAAAUGCAGGUGGAUUACAAAGAAACGUCUGUAACGAAUCAGGAUUACAAAAGUCGAAGUAGCAACACAAUGACCAAUUUGCCAACGAGAUUUUCUAAUCAAACGUCCAUCCAAGCUUUGCAUCGAGAAAAUCAUAUGACUUUUAAUGUUCAUUCUCGUCCAGUGUCCAGAAACGAUAAUACAGCAUUUGCAGUGGCUAGAAAGGCUUUGGAGCAACAGAAUCCAGUAGCAAAAAUGGCACCAAUCAAUUUCCCUCCAUUGCGCGCACCACAGAGUAUAGUUAAUGUGCGGCAUCCAUCUGUAACCGAAGCUAGGAUAAAGCACAACGAGAUAAGUGGUCUAAAUAUGAAGUCAAAAUUGAACGUAUCAAGUUCUUUGCAAAGUGGCAUGAAAGAUUUGGAACACACCAGGCAAACUUUUCAUAAUUAUGGUACCUCGCAAAUUGCUGGGAUACCGAAUGUUCAGAAUCUGAGCAACGUUACGGCAAACAUUUCGGCAUAUCCUAGGCCCGAUUCAUUUCCACAGCCAACCGUUGCUAGUGUGCUAUUCCCGGAGACAGCACAGUUUCCUCAAUCUCCUCCGUUCAGUACAACGCAAAUUGGUCAACUAAAUCAAUAUCAGACUUAUGAUCCUAGUAGUUUUGCUACUACCCCAGUGAGCGUUAAUCCGGUGAUUCCUCAGUUCUCAGCGGAAAGUUCUAUGCCAUAUCCGCAAUACGAGAAUCCUCCUCAAUUCGUGCAACCAAAUCAUUAUCCGCCCGCCGAUAUGGCGAGCAGUCAAUAUCAAUAUCAACCUCCAGGAGUUGGUCAAAUACAAGAUUCACCGAUGUUCAUCCAAAGUUUGCAAAGUCCAAUAACCGUAGCGGAUCAAUACGCAGCAGCUCCGAAUUAUGCCAGGGCAGUCAGGGCCGAGCUGAUGCCUCGUUUGAGAAGACCACCAAGAUUUAAUAAGUAAAUUAGAGAUAUUUUCCAAUGACACUUCUUUCUACCGUUCUACCAAAAUACUCUAUCAACGAAAACUGGAACUUGUACUGUUAGAAAUGUGACUUUUUGGAGUCGACUAUGGGACACGACUUUAUGUUUUUUUUUUACACUUCGAUAUUUAAUAUAGACUAUUUCAGUAUAGAUAUAAUAUCUAAAUAAGUCUCUUAUAUCGAAGGGCUUUCUUUUUGUUUAUUUUUUUUUUUUCUACGUAGAUUGCGACACGUCCAUGUCGAAUUUAUUCAUAUAACCAUAAUUAAUCAUCGUAUAAUCUCGCGAGAAAAAGAUAAGGUAAAAAUUAUUUCAAUUAUUGAUCCAACUUGAAAUGGAUUUUAACUAAUCUGAAUCGUGAUAGCGAUUUAAUCGUCUAGGAUAACGAUAAGAUAUAAUAGGUAUUUGAAUGAAUUCGCAAAGAAUAAGGACAUCGCAUAUUGGGCGACCAUUUCAGUAUGAACUUUAAUUAAAUGAUAUUAAAUCGACGUCGCCAAAAAUUUUCUAAUACGCCAUUGAUAAGUGACACGGCAGGGGACAGCGCUUUAAGUUCGACUAUAAACAAUAAUAUGGCGUAAUUUAUCAUUGUUGCGAAUAUAUACGAGCGAUGAGGGAGAAAGAAAGAAAGAAAGAAAGAAAGAAAAAAAAAAAAAAAAGAAAAAAAGAAAAAUGAAACAAGAAACAAAGAAAAGAAAAAGAAAAUGAAGAUUAACAAUCUGCAACAAAUUUAUCAAACUGUAAAUAAAUUGUAAGCGCAGAUGAAAAGGAAAAAAAAAAAAAAGAAGAAGAAAAAAAGGGAAAAGAAAAAAUAGUCAUACGUCUUAUAUUAUAAAAUAAUAAAAUAUUGGUCGAGGAACGUAUUCCGACCUAACUUAUUUUCGAAUCUCGCGUCAAUUUUCAACGUGGACGAAAGUAAGGCUGUGCCAGCGCGUGUCGCGCAGGAGUUUCGAGUUUUCGCGAACAAACGGGUACGAAACUAUCGCGUUCACGUCGUGUACGUUGAAUAUGACAGACGAAUGAAUACUGUGAAAUAAAACGAAAUAAAGAGAAAAUGAGAAAAGCGUUAAGUUAAAAGAAAGAGAGAGGUUCGUGAUGUCUUGUAAUACAAGUUCUAAUAUUAUGAGAAUGAGUGGUAUUCUACUACAAGCUAUACUUUGCAUAGAAUUAGUGGGAAGUUUUCCAGUAUUUACAGUAAAUAAACUUAGGUUCAUAGCUAUGUUUUUAAUGUGCUUCACUAUUUACAAUUAAAUUGUACUGAGGGUGACAGCGUUGUGACACGCUGUUGUAUAAAGUCAGAACUGCAGUUACAUUUGAAUGAUAGAGAAUGAAAGAAAAAGAGAGAGAGAGAGAGAGAGAGAGAGAGAGAGAGAGAAAGAGAGAGAGAAUGGCACAAUUAUAAGUUCGAAUUUUAAUAAGACGAAAAAAAAAAAGAAAAAAAAAGAAAAGAAGACAAAAGAAAAAAAAAAGAAACACACGAGGGACAUAAGAGAUGAAUAAUAAAUAUGCCGUUUACUGUAUUCUCUUUGCUCGCAAGCACUAACAGUUACAUCUCUCUACCAAAUGCAUAUGCACAGUGCAAACUUAGCUUCAGCCAAUCGUAUUAUAAUUAUAAUAAUACACGAUCUUGGCAUAAUGUAAUAUUUCAAUGGUGUAUGUUUUUUCUUUAUUAUGGUAGCUCAUAAACUCAUAAGCAUCACUUAUAUGCGUAUGGUUAAUCUAUAAGGAUUCCGUACUAAGUACACAUCACAUGACUUAGGAACAUUUUACACGUGUGUAUAUUCAACUUCUUCGAAUUGCCUUUGUACUAUGUUGACAUCAUCGUAUAUGAGAUUUUCUAAAAAUGAAAACUUUGCAAAACGAAACAUAACAAAACGAAGAAGAAUAAGAAGAAGAAGAAGGAAAAAACAAAAACAAGAAAAAGAUAAAAAGGAGGAGAGAAAAAAAAACAGAAAAGAAAAAAAGGAAAAAAUGAGAAAAGCGAAAAAAGGGAAAAUUAUAUAAAUAGUCAUGUAAAUGAACAUGCAUCACGUGCCCGACACAUAUACAAAUUUGUAUACAAAGCGUAUACAAAUUUGCACUGUGUAUACGCUUGUGUGCACACACGUACAUAUUGCGCUGCUAUUCGAAGAUUUUCAUUUGUUAUCUUUUCUUUUCUUUUUCUCUCAAAAAAAAAAAAAAAAAAAAAAGAAAAAAAAAAAGAAAAGAAAAAAGAAAAAGAAAUCAAAAUUCGUUCGUUAAUAAUGAUAAUAAUUCGUUUCUUUGCUAUUUCCAAAUGUCGAUUUUCUUCGUGCCCAUCGACAACUUUUUUUAAUAGAUAUAUUUUAACUCUUAAAGAAAAAGUGUGUGUGUGAGCGAGAGAGAAAGGGAAAAAGAGAAAAAGAAACCACGUUAAUCUCGUGGAUAAAAAAUAAAACAAAAAAAAUAUGAUGUAUGCAUAUCGACGAUUUCUGUUUUUUUUUUUUUUUUUUUUUUUUUAAUAAAAACUUUUACUUUGACUGUAUAGAGAGUUACGGUCUCAGAUCAGAUUAAAUACGAUUACGAUCGUACGAUUUCUUUUUGAUAUUGUUACGAUAAUUCGACGAAUAAUCUGUGAUAUAUUCUUCUUCUUGAUCUAUUACGUGUUCUACGUGUCACAUAUUUCUAGUAGUAUUUUCCUUUCUUUUUAUUUCUAUUUUCUUUUCCUUUCUUUUUUUUUUCUUUUUCUUUUUUUUUUUAUUAAUUUUCUCUUUUAGAUACACGAUCGUACGAAUGUACAUACGUAACCGUGACACGACGGUAGCUUAAAAAGACGGGGGCCGCAAAAGAGACACGUUUUCGUUUUGACGAAAAUGUGCCGCGUGACGCGUGCUUGGAUACAAAAUCGACAGUACAAAAAUUUGUAAGAAACGAAUUAAAAAGAAAAAAAGAGAAAAAGAAAAUAGAAAAAAGAAAAAAGAAAAAAAAAGUCAGAACGUCUGAGAAGGAGAGCGAAAACGAGUGAUAGAAAGAAGGCGUACUGACGCCUUCCUUGCCGAGAUUUUUUCGACGAAAAUAAAUGAAAAAUGAAAAAAAAAAAAUCUAACUUACAUAUAGGCGCCAUCUUUCUUAAAAGAAAACGUCGCCGUUGGGUUGCGUUUGACCCAUUUUUGCGACAA